AACAUAGGCUCACACGUGUUUUGGUAUUUCACCAUCGUUUCAUCUUGGCGAAAAGCGGAAAAGCCUCCGCACCAGGGUCAGAAACACAGUCUGACACUCUGGUGGCGCAUUCACCACCACCUGCUCUCGAUUUCUGGAGACAGAUUGUAUUGUUUGAUGUGGCGGCAUUAUUCUACACAGCCAUCAGACCAAUCACCACACAAGAGGACCCAUCAAGCAUCGUUUCAGCUUCCAAGACGCCGCGAUUUCUGGGCAUUUCAAACACUUAAGUCCACAGCGUAUGGAACCGAGGUGUCGUUUUGCUCCCUCACCAUGCCGCUGUACCCGUUCUUCGUAGAAUCUUCCACUGUGCUAUCUUCCCUUCCUCCCCGCAGCGGGGUGCUAUGAAGCAGCAGAUGUCGGAUGCCCUGGCCUCAUCGAUGCCGCAUACUAUUUGCGCCUUCAGAUUCCGCAAAUUCCCUGCCAUGGCGGGUUUGAUACCCAAGGAAUCGCGAUAGCCGCCAGUCGAGGACAAGGGAUCGGGAGAAUGGGUUGUAGAGUGGAGAGUGAAUAUAAGGUGCUCACGACACGAUCACCUUAUAUCCUCAGACAACAAUCGUUCUCAAACUUGCUCAUCCGCCUUUCCUUCUCUUCUCUCUCAUUCAUUCUCUUCGUUAGUGGCCGGACCACCUCCUUACUCUGAACUUUAUCAUAAAUUUACGUUUGAUCGACACAUUCCCUACCUUUCACUAUGAAGUUCAGUGGUCUCGCCCUAUUGGCCCUUGGUGCCUCUACAGCUGCUGCUUAUGUGGUCACUGAGGACGCCCCCAAAAAUGCCCUGGCGGCUCGAUCUGGGCCUGCUCUAGCUGCUUCCAUCGUAGCUCGUCACCACAAGGGCCGCAAGAAUGGUCGCCGUGAAGCUGAGGCUGCCACCGUUGAGACCCGUGAGCCUCACCACAAGGGUCGCAAGAACGGUAGACGUGCAGUCGAUAUUGCAGCCCGCGAGCCCCACCACAAAGGACGCAAGAACGGAAAGCGUGACGAGGAAGAAGAGCAUGACAUUGAGACCCGUGAGCCUCACCACAAGGGGCGCAAGAAUGGCAAGCGUGAAGAAGAGGAUGAGCACGACCUUGAAACCCGCGAGCCCCAUCACAAAGGCCGCAAGAACGGAAAGCGUGAUGAGGAAGACGAGCAUGAUCUUGAGACCCGUGAGCCUCACCACAAGGGAAGGAAGAACGGUCGCGCCAUAGAGGCAGAUGAUGACGAGGACGACGAGGAAUCCGAUCUUGCUGCCCGCUCACCUCACCACAAAGGACGCAAGAACGGUCGCGCAGUUGAGGAGGAUGAUGAGCACGACGAUGCUGACUUGGCUGCCCGCUCACCCCACCACAAAGGAAGGAAGAAUGGCCGUUCCGUUGAGAUUGAAGCUCGUGAACCCCACCACAAGGGACGAAAGAACGGUCGCUCAGUCGAGAUCGAGGCCCGUGAGCCCCACCACAAGGGACGCAAAAACGGCCGCUCAGUAGAAAUUGAAGCUCGGGCGCCUCAUCACAAGGGACGCAAGAACGGCCGCUCAGUCGAGGACGAGGAGCACGAGGAUGCCGAUUUGGCUGCCCGCUCCCCCCACCACAAGGGUCGCAAGGGUAACUAA
This is a messenger RNA of Periconia digitata, 1630 nucleotides long. The record is from the annotation of a GenBank genome assembly. Lineage: Eukaryota; Fungi; Ascomycota; Dothideomycetes; Pleosporales; Periconiaceae.